AUGGCAAAUUAUCGAUGGAGAGAAACAUGUUAUUUUCUUACGCGAUUAAAGAAAUUCAAUAAUUCGAACAAGAGAUUCUCAAGAACAGUUGGGAGUGGGACUUGGAGUGGCCAAACAAGUGGUAUUCCCAUUAGAGAUAAAUCAAAUAGAAAUAUUAUAAUUGGAUAUAAGAGAAGUUUGAGGUAUAAAGGUGGUAUUGAAAAAGAUCAAAGUGAAAAAUGGCUUUUGAAGGAAUAUUUUUUGCCAGAUGAGUAUAUUAAGAAAAGCAAGAACAAGGAUAUUUUCGUCAUUUGUAGAAUUAAAGAGAAG
Molecule: messenger RNA, 309 nt
Organism: Solanum tuberosum (potato)
Lineage: Eukaryota; Viridiplantae; Streptophyta; Magnoliopsida; Solanales; Solanaceae
Exons: 1
Biological process (GO): regulation of DNA-templated transcription
Molecular function (GO): DNA binding
Source: RefSeq, a predicted model, not a curated record